AUGAUGAACGUACAACAUUACCCUCAACAGCAGGCCAAUUUUCAUCAACACCCGCCGCCGCCGUUCGUUCCUUCUAACUCCAAUGGACUCCAACACUACCCUUUUCACCACCAUCCUCAACACAACAACAACAACCAGCAAUAUCCUUGGAGUUACACGAGUCAGCGGAACUCUGUGGAACAGUCUGUCACGGACUUCAACGAUUCGAGGAUGACUCACGGGUCGAAUCAAAAUGUAUAUCACCAUAACCCGCACAUGGACGAAUCAGAUUUGAUGAUGGAUGAACAAGAUUAUACACAGUACCAAAUGGCGUACCCCGAAGAGGAUGAAAUGGUGGAAGGAAUGAUGACACCUCGAGCAGUGCAUCAGUGUAAUGUUUGCAAUAAAAUAUUUGUGUCUUAUAAAGGUUUACAACAACAUGCAGUGAUACACACAGAUCAGAAGCCCUUUAGAUGUGAUAUAUGUUCUAAAUCGUUUCGAUUUAAAUCAAACUUGUUUGAACAUCGAUCAGUUCAUACGGGAUUUACACCUCAUGCAUGUCCAUAUUGUGGAAAGACGUGUCGGUUAAAAGGAAAUCUAAAAAAGCAUCUCCGAACACACGUUACGACAAAGGAAGAGCUGGAGGCUGCUUGGAGGCCGUUUGCAAGCAAUCGACGACCGCCAGCUGAUAUACCAGAUGACGCCAUCAUUGUACGUGGAGCCGGAGGACCUUACUACACACCGCCCGCUAGACCAAAGAAAAAGAAACUUGGAUUGGGAGAACCAGAACAAUGGGUUGACAAGUUGAGAAGAGGAGAUAUUCUUCCACAAGUGGAGCUUGAGGACAAGAUUCGCCGACUGGAAGACACGAUCUUCAACAACUUGGCAUUAGAAAGAUGGGCCAACCUAUUCGAGAUCGCAAAGUCAAUUGCAUUUGAGACACACGACUGCCCAAUCUGCAAAGUGCAAUUCAUGACAAGAAUGGAUUGCAUCAGUCAUCACAGCAUCGAGCAUGAGAACAGUCGUGAUGGUCUUGACUAUUUCUGCGAGAAGUGCUUCCGACCUUUCGCCGACGAAGGAAGCUUCAAUCAACACAUGAGUUAUCAUAAUAGAGUGACCAACCUGAUCGAAACUGGAGUGAUUACUCCACAACCAGCCGACCCAGAUAUCUUGGUGCCGACAAACGACGAGUUCCAAAUGCUGUUUGAUGGAACAUUGACACAGCACAUGAUGGACCAACAAUUGAUCUAA
Caenorhabditis remanei is the source of this 1230-nucleotide messenger RNA. RefSeq lists its product as uncharacterized. The record is from RefSeq and is a predicted model, not a curated record. NCBI's taxonomy places the organism in Eukaryota, Metazoa, Nematoda, Chromadorea, Rhabditida, Rhabditidae. Gene Ontology annotation, molecular function: DNA-binding transcription factor activity; RNA polymerase II cis-regulatory region sequence-specific DNA binding. The transcript has 10 exons. Bases 1 to 1230 code for a protein of 409 amino acids. Gene Ontology annotation, biological process: regulation of transcription by RNA polymerase II.